AUGGCUUAUUCAUCAAGAAUUGUAAUCGACGAUACUACCAAUGUUCAACGUGAAUAUGGCCAACAAAAUCCAACGAUUUCAAAACUCGCAAGAACCUCGAAUGAUCGCUAUACAUUUUCACCACAAGGUGAUAAUCGAUACAGGACCGACUUAAUACGAACAGACGACAGAUCCAAUGAAGGCAUACGACGAACAGACGACAGAUCCAAUGAAGGCAUACGACGAACAGACGACAGAUACAAUGAAGGCAUACGACGAACAGACGACAGAUACAAUGAAGGCAUACGACGACCUGUCGAAGAUCCAUAUUCAAUUAAGCACAUAGUUAAUGGUAAUAAUCGACCAACUACUAACUAUGAAUCAUCGAAACCAAUGCCAACAACGCAUGUUGUUGUCGAUCCGAUUCGUCGUCCAGUUCAUGGUAAUGCACGAACAGGUGUUGUGGAAAUUAAUAUAGCUGUUAGUUUCGGUGGUAAUCGAAAUUCUCAAGGAUCAUAUGAAAGAAUGAAUACUGUCGCAAGACCAUCUCCGCCGAUUCGUUCGCAAGCGGUUAUUGACGAUGUUGGCUAUGUUGAUAUACACUUUCAAUCGCCACAAAAAACAGCUAAACUUUCAACCGAUGGUAUUAUACGCAAUCAAUCAUCACAGCCAUCAGUUAGCUUCUCAAAUACUAAUGCAAACUAUUGA
Molecule: messenger RNA, 687 nt
Organism: Rotaria socialis
Lineage: Eukaryota; Metazoa; Rotifera; Eurotatoria; Philodinida; Philodinidae
Source: the annotation of a GenBank genome assembly